GAGAAGAAGAAGAACAGAGAGAGAAGAAGAACAGAGACAGAAGAAGAACAACAGAGAGACAGACAGAGAGAGAGAGAAGAAGAAGAACAGAGAGACAGACAGAGAGAGAAGAAGAAGAACACACACACACACAGAGAGAAGAAGAAGAACAGAGACAGACAGAGAGAGAAGAAGAAGAACAGAGAGACAGACAGACAGGGAGAGAGAGAGAGAAGAAGAAGAAGAACAGAGAGAGAGUGGGGGUGGUUAUGAAUACUCAAACAACACAUACCAAGACCAAAACAAUUUGGUUCUGGUACAUCAUGACACAGACUAGAGACCUUCAGGCUGGACCAUUGAUGCGAAUGGGUGUCCCCAGGGUACUAAAUAGAGUUUCACAAGAGCAUUAUGGGUACAGCCUCAUCUUUAGUAAGUCCCGGAGAUGUGAUCGAGGAUGGGUACGGGGCUGAGGGUGGAGAAGCUUGUGAGAUUCCAGUGGAAGUGAAGCCAAAAGCACGCUUGGUACGCAGCUCAUUCCGACGUGGCCCACGGGUCAUCGGUGCCAGCUUCAAAUCCACAGGCUCUGUGGAGCUGGAAUACGCCGCUGAAUAUGAUCGUCUCCGGAAGGACUAUGAGAUCUUCCGUGUCAGCAAGAACAACGAGAUAGCAGCCAUGCAGAAGAAGGAGGCCAAGCUGGAUGAGGAGAACAAGAGGCUACGUGCCGAGCUGCAGGCCUUGCAAAAGACCUACCAGAAGAUUCUCAGAGAGAAGGAAAGUGCUUUGGAGGCAAAAUACCAGGCUAUGGAGAGAGCAGCUACCUUUGAACAUGACCGAGACAAAGUGAAACGGCAGUUUAAGAUCUUCCGUGAGACCAAAGAAAAGGAAAUUCAGGAUUUGUUAAGGGCAAAGCGUGAUCUGGAGUCCAAACUGCAGCAGCUGCAGGCUCAGGGUAUCCAGCUGUAUGAGCCUGUUGACUCCGACUCUGAUGACAAUCACACAAGUGUUACUACUGCAGGAACUCAGUGUGAGUACUGGAGUGGAGGCAUUCUGGGUAGUGAGCCUUCCAUGGGGAGUAUGAUGCAGCUACAGCAGGGUCACAGAGGGCCCGAGUUUGCCCACAGUCUCAUCGAUGUGGAGGGACCAUUCGCCAAUGUCAGCAGAGAUGAUUGGGAUGCAGCAGUGGCAAGCCUGCUGCAAGUUUCUCCUCAUGUGUCUCAGGCUUUAUGGAGUAACACAGUUCGCUGUUAUCUCAUCUACACCCAAGAGACCAGAGCAGAACUGCAUGCCUUUAUACAGACAUAUUCUCCUGGUUUGAAGAGGUUUUGUGAGAAUUUGGGCCAUUUCUACAUAACUGUGUGUUUCCCUGAGGAAAAAGCUGCUCUGUACGCUACUGAACGCCAGCUGGAGCUUGAGAGGAGCUCAGUGUGUGUGCUGCUGCUCAAGUCCUCGGUAUCCAGUUGUGUAGUGGAAGAUGUGGAGGAGGCAUUUGUACGCACUCCCGACUCUCGUCCUUUGCUAGUUUAUCUAAAUACGGGAGAAAAGAAAGUAGAGUGUGAGGGGACUUCCUGUCUGAGCUCGGCCACCAGAGACCUGCUGGAGAAAGUUAACAAUGCAGACAAGGCCGCUAAGGUUAAGGUGGUGGACCACUCUGGCUCUGCAGAGGAGGGAGCAGCACUUAUUUAUGCUCAACUAGAAAAGAUUAUAAAGCAGGAACUGUUGGGUUUGGAGCUGGAGGACAGCACAGGACUGGAGGAUAGAGAAGAAUCAGACUCUGGCGAUGUGCUGUGGGAUUUACAUGAUGAACAGGAGCAGACUGAGGCCUAUCAGCACAUUUGCAGUGCUUCAGCUAGUCUCAGCUUUCAGAAGUACAUUGAUGGUCUGAAUGAUAUGGUUGCUGCUCCUCCCCCAACUCCUCCUUUACUAGUGUCAGGAGGACCAGGCUCGGGCAAAUCUCUCCUUCUUGCUAAAUGGAUAGAGCUACAGCAGAAGCACUCCCCCACCACACUGAUUCUCUAUCACUUUGUGGGUCCUGCUCUAUCCACCAGUGCAGAGCCUGUCCUCAUCAUCAAACGCCUCACUGUGAAGCUUUUGCAGCAUUUCUGGUCACUUUCAGGCUUGUCCAUCGACCCCUAUAAGAUCCUGGAGGAAUUUCCUCGCUGGUUGGAGAGACUGUCCUCACGCCAUCAUGGGAACAUCAUUAUUGUCAUUGACUCCAUUGACCAAAUCCAAAAUGCAGAGCGACAUAUGAAGUGGCUGAUUGAUCCACUUCCUGCUAACGUCAGAGUUCUGGUGUCUGUCAAUGUCGAGUCAUGCCCACAGGCUUGGAGGCUGUGGCCCACUUUACACCUGGACCCUCUCAAUCCACGAGAAGUGAAAAAUAUCCUCAACACAGAGUGUGUGAACAUUGACAUAAAGCCCACAAAAGAACAGGAGAAGAAAUUAGAAAGACACUGCCGUUCUGCUUCUACAUGCAAUGCGCUGUACGUCUCACUGCUGGCCAGACUCCUUACUCACACUAGAUCAUCCUGGACAUUGGACAGAAUGCUACAUCAGAGUGUGUUAUGUCAGGACACCGUGGCUUUGUACAGACUCAGCCUGAAGGUGGUACUGGAUUCACUUAACACAGACAGAGAAAGGCAUGUCAUGAGAGAAUUAUUGGGCCUGCUCUGUGCCAGUCAUAAUGGCGUUAGUGAAUCUGAACUCUUGGAUAUUUUUCCAGAGCUGCGUUUCCCCGCGCUCUCCUCUCUGCUCUACAGUCUGCAAAAACUCCUCAUCAUCACCUUCAGCUGCGGCCUUGUCCAAUUCCACCACCCACAGGCGUGUGAGGCUGUAAUGCAGGAGUUCCUCAAUGGAGGGAGAUGUUGCUCGUUGUACAGAGCGAAACUUAUUCAAUAUUUCAACCAGAAGCUUAGUGAGAACACAGUGACGUGGCGUGUUGCUGAUGAGUUGCCAUGGUUGCUGCAGCAGCAGGGGGACAAGAGUGAACUACAGCUCUGUCUGCUCAACCUGUUUGUCUCCCAGAAUCUCUACAAGAGGGGUCAUUUCUCGGAGCUGCUGGCAUACUGGCAGUUCGUUGGGAAGGAUAAAGUGUCCAUGGCAGCUGAAUAUUGUGAUGCUCUGAAGGAGUUUGAGCGGAACUGUGAGAAUGAAGAAAGCAUGAGCAGACUAGCCAACCUGUAUGAGACCCUCGGCCGAUUCCUUAAAGACCUGGGGCUCCUCAGUCAGGCAGUUGCACCCCUGCAGCGUGCUCUAGAGAUUCGUGAGACAGCUCUGGAUCCAGAUCAUCCCAGUGUGGCCCAGUCACUGCACCAGCUGGCUGGAGUUUACGUUCACUGGAGAAAGUUCGGCAACGCAGAGCAACUGUACAAGCAGGCACUGGAGAUCAGUGAGAAUGCAUAUGGAGCUGAGCACUUAAGUGUGGCAAGAGAACUCGACUCCCUCUCACUCCUCUACCAGAAGCAAAACAAGUAUGAGCAGGCUGAGAAGCUACAUAAGAGAUCAGUCAAGAUCAGGCAGAAAAUGGCUCGGCAAAAAGGCCACAUGUAUGGGUUCACUCUACUGCGUCGACGAGCGCUGCAGUUGGAAGAGGUGACUCUCAGUAAAGACUCAGCCGACUGUGCCAAGACUCUCAACGAACUCGGUGUCCUCUACUACCUCCAGAACAACCUUGAUGCAGCGAAGGUCUUCUUGAUGCGUUCGUUGGAGAUGCGGCAGCGCGUGUUGGGCGCUGAUCACCCGGACUGUGCUCAGUCUCUGAAUAACCUGGCGGCCCUGCACUGUGAGAGGAGGGAUUACGAGAGUGCUGAGCAGCUGUAUGAAAAAGCACUGGAAAUCCGCAAACAAGCCCUCGCUCCAGACCACCCAUCUCUCGCCUAUACCCUCAAACAUCUUGCCAUGCUCUACAAACGCAGGGGUAAGAUGGAGAAGGCAGUGCCUCUCUAUGAAUUGGCUCUUGAGAUCCGAGAGAAGAGCUUUGGGCCCAAACACCCGAGUGUGGCUACAGCUCUUGUUAACCUCGCUGUGCUCUACUGCCAGCUGAAGAAACACAACGAGGCAUUACCAUUGUAUGAGCGGGCUCUCAGAGUGUACGAGGACAGCCUCGGGCGACUGCACCCUCGAGUAGGAGAGACUCUAAAAAAUCUGGCGGUGCUCAGUUACGAGGAAGGGGAUUUUGAGAAAGCAGCUGAGCUGUACAAACGAGCCAUGGAGAUCAAGGAGGCUGAAACGUCUUUGGUGUGUGAGAAAGCACCGUCUCCUCACUCAUCCAGCGGCGAUACAUUCAGCUUGCGAAGCCCUACCCUCCUACCUCGCACCUCCAGGUGACCUUUGAUGACCUCUGACACCUCCAUCUGUCCUCAUAAAAACCAGGCAAAAAACACUUGUGUAAUAAACCAAAGCAAAGCUCUGGUCCAAGCAAUAUGGGAGGAUUUCUGCCCUAAGGGAAAUAACACAUGGACAUUUUUGUCAGGUAUUGGACGUUGUCAGUCCUGCAUACUGCUGUAGAUAGUAUUAUUUUUAAUGUGUUAUUUUUCAAAAGCUUUGUAUUCAGAGAUGGUAUUUUUUUUGGUUUCAGUCAACUUUAUUGUAAAAAAAACAACAAAAAACUGAAUAUGUGAGUGUAAAUCAGCUUUAGGAAAGCAAUACAGUCUUCUCGUGUACAACACUACAGAUUUCGACUUGACACAGUGCUACAUGUGAAAAGAUCAUUAGGAAGUGAAUGAUGGACUGGAACAUAAAUAAUGUGCCUUACUGAAAAUCUAAUGUAGGAACAUGUGCAUAGAUCUGUGGUCAGAGCCAUAUGUGUACAAGCAAAGCUGCUGCUUCAAAGUGUUUGAACUAAAUGUUUGAAAUGUGGCAAUCAGUGACUGUAAAUUUCAAACAUUUAGUACAGUUCUAAAUGACUCGGAGUCUACAUAGCAAUGGAGAAUCAACAUACCUGUAAAGCCAUUUAUGCUUAAAAUUCCACAGUAUUUCAACUACGUCUUAAAUAUCUUUAUUAGCAUCUUAUUGUAACACAACAGGGAUGUUUUGGUGUUAUUUAAAAACGAAAAUUAGCAAACCUUUUCUUCUUUCUUUGUCAUUCCCAGAUGGUAUUAACAUUCUUGCCUGAUUGUGUGGUUUUUUUUUUUUUUUUCACUUUUACAUCGCACUCCUUUUCUUUCUUUCUUUUUUACUCUAAAACUGUACCAAACAAAUACACUAAUCUUGCUUCAGAUGUUAAAAAGAAUGUUUCAUCUUUAUGCCUUUUGGAGAUCAGUUCAUCUGCUACUCAUUUAACGAUUCACAGUAACAGAAAUUUUGACCAGAGGUGCCCAAACUUUUGCAUGCCACUGUACACUGUUAAAAUAAUGGUACACGCAUAUAUACGAAUUCUUAUAUAGGGCAAAUGUGUGUUCAUGUUAAGUUCAUGUCAUGAGUGUAUGCAAGGCCCUAGAGAGAAACAGUAUCAUGUUACAGUAUCAUCGAAACUUUCUGCCAUGAGAAAGAGAAAACGUAAAAUUUUACUAUUUGUUUUGAUGUGUUUUGAUAUUUGUGCUUUAUUUUAUAAUGAUGAGUACUUAAACACUAAUGAUAUUUUUUUAAAUUACUUUUAUUAAUACAGUUUAUAAAAAUGACUGAAUAUUAAACAAUAUCUUUUUAAACCAAAAA
Molecule: messenger RNA, 5628 nt
Organism: Ictalurus punctatus (channel catfish)
Lineage: Eukaryota; Metazoa; Chordata; Actinopteri; Siluriformes; Ictaluridae
Gene: nphp3
Product: nephronophthisis 3
Exons: 28
Coding region: 388-4302 (1304 amino acids)
Biological process (GO): kidney development; convergent extension; determination of left/right symmetry
Molecular function (GO): protein binding
Source: RefSeq, a predicted model, not a curated record